AUGUGAAUAUGUAAACAUGGCCGACGACAAUAACUCUUACGAACUACAUGAAAGUGUCUUUAAUGGCGAUAUCCGAAGAGUAUCUGCGCUAAUACGAACUUGUGAUGUUGGCAAAAAGGAUAAGCAUGGAAAUACACCUCUCCACCUGGCUGUCAUGUUGGGGCAUAAAGAAUGUAUACAUCUCCUUCUGGCGCAUGGAGCACCAGUAAAGGUCAAAAAUUGCAAUGGCUGGAGUCCCUUAGCAGAAGCCAUCAGUUUUGGUGACAGACAAACUAUUUCUGUGUUAUUACGAAAAUUAAAGCUACAGUCCAGAGAGCACAUGGAGACUCGGAGACCAGACUUAGUCCGAGCUUUAGCCCAGAUGGGGGAUUUUUACAUGGAACUCAAAUGGGAUUUUCAGAGUUGGGUACCACUUGUGUCCAGAAUGCUUCCGUCCGAUAUAUGUAAGAUUCACAAAAAGGGAGCGUCUAUUCGCUUAGACACAACAUUGGUGGAUUUUAAUGACAUGCGCUGGGAGAGAGGGGACAUCAGCUUUCUGUUUACUGGAAGUUCAAAACCUUCACAUUCCCUGACAGUUCUUGACAACAAACUAAGAGUCUACCAAGGAGUUAGACAUGAGGAAACAGAAGCAGAAAUAGAGGAUGAGGUGGAUAUCCUUAUGAGCUCAGACAUAGUAGCUGCACAGAUGUCUACAAAACAAAUAACUUUUUCUAGAGCACAGACAGGCUGGAUAUUCAGAGCAGAUAAGAAGGAAAUGGUUGGCAAGUUUAAUGCUGAUUUCUACUAUUUAAAUGGAUUAACUCUUGAGUCUCGCAAACGAAGAGAACACCUUAGCGAGGAGGAUUUACAGAAGAAUAAAGCUAUUGUGGAAAGCUUCACAAAGGGAGGUGGAGCACAUUCUUUUGAUGAGUCAGUACGUAGAGCUUCGUUAGAACCACCAAGCACCGAGCCAGUAUCCUGGGAGACCUAUAUUGAAGCAGAAACCGGGAAGCCUCCUCCACUUGGUCGGACACUCAUAUGUAAAGAGUCUUCUAAAUCAUUUAAAGCAACUGUAGCAAUGAGUGAAGAAUUUCCAUUAACUGUAGAGAUGCUGUUAAAUGUUCUUGAAGUAAUAGCCCCCUUCAAGCACUUUGCAAAGCUACGGGAAUUUGUCCAAAUGAAACUUCCACCAGGGUUUCCAGUAAAAAUUGAUAUCCCAAUCCUGCCAACAGUCUCUGCAAAGAUUACAUUCCAAGAAUUUGCUUUUCGAGAUGACAUACCUGACUCCUAUUUUGAAGUUCCCACAGGAUAUAGAGAAGAUCCUAAUAGGUUCCCUGAAUUAUGACGGUAUGAGGAUCUAAGCCUUUUGAGUGUCUCCAGUGUUGAGGAGCACCAGGAUCUACAUGGGCAAUAUUGUACUGGGCCAGAAUAUAGGGGGCCCUCCUGUUUACUGUCCCUAGUACCUUGCACCACACCUCCACCAUUACUCCCUUCUCCACAUUGCUCAGCACAUCCUGCAUCACCUGUUGCAUUGCAGGAAUGUGCAAGCCAAAGGGUAGGUGGACUUCCUCGGGAACCGUCAUUUUACACCAUCACCUCAGUUCAGUCUGGUUCUAGUCACAAUAAAGCUGAGGUAGCUGGUAAUUCAAAGACUUUUUACCUUUGGGGUUCAGAUAAGUCUGAAUUCACAAAGUCUUGGGAAAACAAGACACGAAAAGAUAAACAUGACAAUCAGUGCAACCCUAAUUUUGGAAUCCCUCCAUAUAUGUACAGUAAAGGUGAUACUGAUAUAUGUGCAACUGAUGCAACUGAAGCUUUGGAGGCACUGGAAGAAAGAUUUGACUUUGGAAAGUCAGUGGAAGUGCCACAGACAGAAUACAUUGUAGUGGACAUUCCAUUACAAAUGGGAAUGGGAAGUCCCUACUCUUCCUCAUGCUUCAUUCUUAUUGAUCGCUGAUGCUUGAAAAAAAUGUGGUUGUUACUUAUUCAUUAUCAGUUUGCUUUGUAAAAUAGGUGAAACUUCAUUUGGGAGUUUAAACUUAAAAUGACUUUCAGUAAGGUUAAAAUUUCAGUAUGAUUAAUAUAGAAUUGAAAUUUACCUUUACUGUAGGCACCGAUAAGGCUCAAAGCAACUGAUCUUUUUGAAAAACAUAUUAUAUUCAACACACAUUCUGUGGUAUAAGAUCACUAGGUGAAGAAUUGUUCAUACAUAGUAAUAUCUAGAUUAUUUUUUUCAGCAACCUGGUACAAUUGUUAAAUUGCACAGAAAUAUACUGGACUUUUAAACACCAUUUGAGUAGUAAAAGCUUCCAUAAUUCUCUAUGACCCCGAAAGAUUAUAACUCUAAUUCGUAUACGUAUAUAACAUUAUAUUUCAAACUAGCAUGAAAAUUCCUUUGCAGAAUACCGCCCUCCAAAAAAGCAGUAUAGGGUAAUAUUUUUCUUGUGGUUUUACAUUUACUGUAUUUGACAAGAGAUAUUGAAAGUUGUUAUUUUUUCAUAAUUUUUAUAAAGGAGUUUUUUCCUUAUCCUGGCCACAUUUUCAGUAGAAAAAUAAUACAAAGCUAAACAUUAAUUUAGCAUCCACAUGUCCAUUUGGACAAGUGGAUACAAUACUAACAUUUACUUAUCCAAAUCACAUUCAUUUGUUAAAUUUUCCAUUGUAUUUACGUAUAUCGUUUCUAUUACCUCAAGGAUAUAAGAUUAGAGCUCAAAGUACAUAACUUUUUAUACUCCAGCUAGGUGCCUGAUGUGAAAAUAAGUCCUAUACACAUCAUAAUUAUGUUAAAAAAUGGUCUUCAAUCUCUAAGAUGAAGAAAGAUGUAUCUAGAUAUUACUGGGGAUACAAUUUACAGCAGAAAAACUAUGCUGGCUUUGGGAGAAACUUUAGAUAACAGUAAUGUAAUUAUUUUUUUUUACUAUCUCCAAAAUAGUAGAAAACAAGUUAAGCAGCGUCACCUUAGUUCUUGUCAUAGAUUUUCUUUUACUAUUUUAUUUACAGUAAGUUCUCCAAAUACAUUUGACAAUAUUAGAAUCAGGUAGCACUCACUGUUUACCAAAUUCUAGACAUAUUGUUGCUGACACAAGCUUUUAUAAUGACAAGGCCAUGCAGUACAGAUUGACAGAUCAUGUUUUGGCUUGAAUGCCAUAAAGAAAGGAUAAUUCAAAGUUUUAAUAUGUUUGGAAAAUUUUUAUGAAAGGUGGAACAUUUAAAGAAAAAUUCAUAUUUUUAGAAUGCAGUAAGGAAACAGAGUACUUGUAUUACAUUCUCAUGAUGAUAAUAUAAACAUUAAUGAGGUCACAGUCACAAAGAUUACAUUGGGACAGACAUAUAUAGUUUGAAUGCAUUAGCUGCAACAGUAUUGUGGCACUGCUUUUAACUCUAGACCUGUGGUCCAUCAGGCAGACACGGCCAUUUUAUAUACAUUCGGGGCAGCAAAUCCUGAAUAUCGGGUUACCCUUAAAUAACCUAAUAAAUGGAUUUAUCAACCUCAAAAAGCAGCCAGUUCAUUCAGGUUACUUUUAGGUACAGUAACUGUAACGCUGCAACACAAGAGGAUUGGUAGUUCUGAUCCCUUGAAAUUGGCGAACAUGGGCAAAUCAAAUGUACAGUAUAGUCUGCAUUUAAGCAGUCAAUUGAACCUGUGGAGGUCCGCGCAAAACAAAACACGUAAACGAAAUAACAGAACAUAUGGGAUUAAUUGAAAUAGAGACUGGG
This is a messenger RNA of Homarus americanus (American lobster), 3696 nucleotides long. RefSeq names its product ankyrin repeat domain-containing protein 13C-like. The transcript has 11 exons. Bases 17 to 1324 code for a protein of 435 amino acids. The record is from RefSeq and is a predicted model, not a curated record. Gene Ontology annotation, molecular function: protein binding. NCBI's taxonomy places the organism in Eukaryota, Metazoa, Arthropoda, Malacostraca, Decapoda, Nephropidae. Gene Ontology annotation, cellular component: cytoplasm.